CUUGACUCAAAUCGUUCGCCCCUUCAUUCAUAAACCUACUCCAUCUCCUGUAAAACCCUUGUUUUCUUCUUCCAUUAAAACACGGUUGGCGUUUCUAAAGAGAGAAAAGAUGAGAGACAUGAAAGAGUUACAAGUAUCGUUAAAUCAAACACAGAAAGUCAGAUUACAAACAGCUAUUCAACAGCUUGAGAAAUUAACAGCAAGACUUAGUAAUUCAGCUGAUGCUUCUGUAACUGUUGCUGAAACUAUCCCUGGUAACCAUGAAGAAGGUGUUCUCAAGGGUCAUGGAACAUCUGAGGUUGAUGGAGAAAUAGUAGCAACUCUAUGUGGAAUUGUAGAGAAAGUUAACAAGCUUGUUUAUGUUCGUACUUUAAGAGCUAGAUACAAGCCAGAGACUGGAGAUAUAAUUGUUGGUCGCGUCAUUGAGGUUGCUCCGAAGCGUUGGAGACUAGAAAUUAAUUUUAGUCAAGAUGCAGUCUUAAUGCUUUCAUCGAUGAAUUUGCCUGAUGGUAUCCAGAGAAGGAGAACAGCUACUGAUGAACUCAAUAUGCGUUCCAUUUUUGAGGAAAAUGAUGUCAUCUGUGCUGAAGUUCGUGGUUUCCAGCAUGAUGGGACUUUGCACCUUCAAGCAAGGAGUCAGAAGUAUGGAAAGCUUGAGAAAGGUCAAUUGCUUAGUGUGUCCUCUUAUCUGGUGAAGAGACGAAAACAGCAUUUCCACCACCUUCAAGACUAUGGCAUCGACUUGAUUCUAGGAUGCAAUGGAUUCAUCUGGGUUGGUGAACAUGUUGAAGUAAGAGACGACAUGAUAACUGAUGAUCAAGAGAAUAAACCAGAGUUGAGCAAACCAAAUUUCAAAUCAAUGAGUCUUGAAGAACAAGAACAAACUUACACUCCUCUAGAGACAAGGGAGAACAUUUGUCGGAUUGCUAAUGCAAUUCGGGUUUUAACUAGUCUGGGAAUCACUCUCACUGUCGACGUUAUCGUUGCGACAGUAGAAAUGAGUAAAGCACUGUAUUUUGAUACCCAUGAAAUGGUUGGAGCAGAGUUUUAUGUCCAAGUUGCAGAGAAGGAGGUCGAAAGAAGAUCAUCGGCAAAAAAAAAGUGACCAUCUUUUGAUUACAUGUCUUAGAGCUUUGUUGUUAAUUUGGAAGUAAUUUGCUGGAUCCUAUAUAAGAUUUUUUUUAGAACUUAGAAAAAUGGGUUUUGUUCAUCUGUUGAGGGUGGAGAAGAUAUCUUUUGUACACUUGUGUUCUGUUCACAAUUCCUAUAUUUUUGAAAUUAUUUCUUUUCAAGAAUUAA
Papaver somniferum (opium poppy) is the source of this 1299-nucleotide messenger RNA. RefSeq names its product exosome complex component RRP4 homolog. The transcript has 7 exons. Lineage: Eukaryota; Viridiplantae; Streptophyta; Magnoliopsida; Ranunculales; Papaveraceae. Gene Ontology annotation, biological process: CUT catabolic process; poly(A)-dependent snoRNA 3'-end processing; TRAMP-dependent tRNA surveillance pathway. Gene Ontology annotation, cellular component: nuclear exosome (RNase complex); cytoplasmic exosome (RNase complex). Gene Ontology annotation, molecular function: RNA binding. The record is from RefSeq and is a predicted model, not a curated record. Bases 110 to 1105 code for a protein of 331 amino acids.